Molecule: messenger RNA, 1161 nt
Organism: Vitis riparia (riverbank grape)
Lineage: Eukaryota; Viridiplantae; Streptophyta; Magnoliopsida; Vitales; Vitaceae
Product: zinc finger protein 8
Exons: 1
Coding region: 195-911 (238 amino acids)
Biological process (GO): trichome differentiation; trichome morphogenesis; response to gibberellin
Molecular function (GO): DNA-binding transcription factor activity
Source: RefSeq, a predicted model, not a curated record
UCAGACCAUCACCCCCCUUUUAUAGGUCCCACCACAGCCUCUCUCAAACCCAAACCCAAACCCACAUUGAAAACCAACCCUUCUUCUCUCUUUCACAUUCUCCUCCUCCGGGCUCCUCCUCCACCCCUUUUGCCUUCUCGUAGGUGGUGCACCACCUCCUAAAUCCCCCACCACCACCACCAUCACUUCUUCUCAUGGACAAGGCCACUGAGAGAGAAACCCAUGAUUUCAUGAACGUUGAAUCUUUCUCACAACUUCCCUUCAUUCGUCCUGCACCUGUUAAAGAGAAAGGUAUUCGCCUGUUUGGUAAAGAAUUUGGAGGUCACCAUGACCCAGAAGAGCAGUCAGAGUCCGUGGAGACUAACAUGUCUGAGGAUGUCAAGGACAGUGAAAAUGGCGAAAGUGGUAGAAGAUUUGAAUGCCAUUACUGCUGCAGAAACUUCCCUACUUCUCAAGCGUUGGGAGGUCACCAGAACGCCCACAAGAGAGAGCGCCAACACGCCAAACGUGCCCAUCUUCAGUCUGCCAUGGUCCAUAGUGGCCUCUCAGAUGCACACAUGUACGGCCUGGUCAAUUACAGGCUCGGCUCCGCCCCCACGCCGCCCAUCACCUACCCGUCAUGGGGUAGCCAAGCCAUUUCUAGUAACGGCAGGUUUUAUGGAAGUCAUGGAUCCUUCUCGCAGCCACCAAUUAACGGAAACCCUUUGGCCUUAUGGCGAAUCCCGGCCUCCGUACAAACUACUCCCACUUUCAGUCGCGACCGUUCAUCACACCAUCCACUGCCAUUAUUCGCCGGUGAUGACUUGAAGCCCUCGUCGCAUGUCGGUGGCUCUACCUCCCAAAGCAGAUACGUCUACGAAUCAACAAAGCCCGGCGUGCAAGACCAUGUGAGUUUGGAUCUCCAUCUGUAAUAAUCUGAAACAUUCCAUUUUAGAAGAAGAAAAAAAAAACUGAGAUUUUCUCAUGCAAGCCAUCUUUUGUUAUGCUAAUAUGAGGUUAUUCUAAGGACGCCCAUUACUGUUUCUCACUCAAACCUGGCCAUUUUUAAUAUUGUAAAUGAAAUGAUUCCACUAUGAACGUGCUUGAAUCUGAAGAAAUAUGGUGUAAUUUAAUUCUACAACAUGAAUCCAGAUUCAUAGAUUAAGCCUAUUUGCACCUCAA